Messenger RNA from Lodderomyces pseudojiufengensis, 3189 nucleotides. RefSeq names its product S-adenosylmethionine-dependent methyltransferase. The record is from RefSeq and is a predicted model, not a curated record. The transcript has 3 exons. The coding region runs from base 1 to 3189 and encodes 1062 amino acids. Gene Ontology annotation, cellular component: endoplasmic reticulum; Golgi apparatus; plasma membrane. Lineage: Eukaryota; Fungi; Ascomycota; Pichiomycetes; Serinales; Debaryomycetaceae.
AUGGCAACAACCACACAAUACAAUACCACGGAACCAGUAGCAGGUCUAGCUAACAAUAAUAUACACGAUUUACACAAUGGUAUAGAAGGUACCAAUCAUCAUAACGCUCCUGAUGAUGAUCAAUAUGAUAAUUAUAAUUCAGAUUCAGCUUCGGAAGAUGAACCUUUAGAUGUGGAAAAGAAGGAACGAAGUAGAAAACCAUCGGAUAAUGCAUUUAGACAACAAAGAUUAAAGGCUUAUAAUCCUGUUUUAACAGCUAAAACCGUUAUACCCUUGUUGAUUGCAAUUGCAAUAGUAUUCGUUCCACUUGGAGCUGCGAUGUGGUAUGCAUCAGAUAGAAUUGAGGAUAUCACUAUUGAUUAUUCGCAAUGUGAAAACUUAGCAAAUUAUGAUACUUGGUCUACUAUUCCUGAAAAUUAUACAAGUUACAAUUAUAGAAAAUCUUUCUAUGAUUAUCAACCAAGUUUUGCUUGGAAAUUGACUAAUGACUCAUCACAGCAAUUUGAAGAUGAGAGAAAGGUGUGUCAAAUACAAUUUCAAGUGUUGGAGGAAAUAAAAGGACCAUUAUAUCUCUAUUACAGAUUACAUAACUUUCAUGCAAAUCAUAGAAGAUAUGUCAAAUCUUUUAGUGAGGAUCAAUUGAAUGGAAAAAGUGCAAGUUUAGACGAUAUCAAAAACACUGUAGGUCAAAAUUGUCAACCUUUGAGUGACAGAGAUGGUGUCAAAAUCUAUCCUUGUGGAUUGAUAGCAAAUUCAUUAUUUAAUGACACGUACUCAACAGCUUUCCAAGCUGUAAAUGGUACAUCGGCAAACAAGACUGUGAUUUUGACUGAAAAGGGAAUUAACUGGAGUACUGAUAAAAACAGAUUUGUUAAAACCAAAUAUAAUUACACUGAGAUUGUUCCACCACCAAAUUGGUACAAAAUGUUUCCAAAUGGUUAUAAUGAAACUAAUAUUCCAGAUAUUUCAACUUGGCCACAGUUUCAAAAUUGGAUGAAACCAAGUGCUUUAGCAACUUUCAAUAAAUUAGCUUUGAGAAAUGAUACAGCAACACUACAACCAGGUCAGUAUCAAAUUAAUGUGGGCUUACAUUUCCCUGUUUUACCAUAUAAUGGUAAGAAAUUCAUAUAUUUGAGUCAAAGAUCAGUUAUAGGUGGUAAAAAUGAUUUCUUAGGUAUAUCAUGGAUGGUUGGUGGUGGUAUAUGUUUCUUAUUGGGUUUAAUUUUAUUAAUUAUCAAUUUUAUAAAACCUAGAAAAACAGGUGAUACAAAUUUAUUGAGUUGGAAUCAAGAUAAAAUCAAAAGGGAUGAAGCAAAUGCCGCAAAAUCUGAUUUAAAUGGAUCAAAGCAAAUAUUGAUAAUGUCAACCGCAACAAAAUCAAUUCAAGUUACUUUAAAAAAAUCGCCAAAAGAUUUCAUUAAUCCAAAUUUUGAUGAGCCAAAUUCAACAUUUGCAAUAAAAGAGACGGAAAUUCCUGAAUUGAAAGAUGGUGAAAUUUUAAUUAAAACGAGAUUAAUUUCAAAUGAUCCCACUCAAAGAGGUUGGAUUAGAGACAAAUCAAGUAAACAAAGAUAUUAUGUCCCACCAAUUGAAAUUGGUACUCCAAUGGCUUCUUUAGCUAUAGGAGAAGUUUUGGAUAGUAAAUCAUCCAAUUACUCCAAAGGUGAUUUAAUUAAUGGUAAAUUUUAUUGGGCUGAUUAUAUCAUAGUUAAUGAAAAAAAUGUUAUUAAUAAAAUUGAUCAAAGUUUGGGAUUACCUUUAGAAUAUUAUUUGUCAGUAUUGGGUAUGACUUCAUUAACUGCCUUAUUUGGUUUAAUCGAAGCUGGAGGGUUAAGAAAAUAUUUAGGAGAUGAAAAAGCAAAAGAUUUAACUUUAUUAGUUUCUGCUGCUUCAGGUGCAACUGGAUCUGCCGUUGUUCAAAUUGCUAAAAACUUAUUAGGUGUAACUAAAGUAUUGGGUUUAUCAGGAUCAAAUGAUAAAUGUAAAUGGGUAGAAAGUUUAGGAGCUGAUAAAUGUUUCAAUUACAAAGAUUCAGAUUAUCAACAACAAAUUGAUGAUUAUUUAGGUGAUUCAUUGUUAAAUGUAUACUUUGAUAACGUAGGUGGAGAGAUUUUGAACUAUGCAUUAACUAAAAUGGCCAAUAAGGGUACUAUCAUAUCUUGUGGUUCAAUCUCAACUUACAAUUCAUCGACUCCUCCAUCAAUUACCAACUGGGGAGAAAUCACUGUUAAUUCAUUAUCAGUACAUGGAUUCAUUGUUACUGAUUAUAUUUCAAAGUUUAAAGAAGGAAUUGAUAUAUUAUCUAAAGCUUUAAAAGAAGGAAAAAUUAAAGCAACUGGCUCUUACCAUGUUGAUACUUUAGAGGGUCCCAAUGAGGUUAAGAAAUUGGAACAAAUUCCUAAAAUAUGGAAUCAAUUGUUUACUGAUAAUAAACCAAAUGGUUUCAUAAAUAAUAAGUCCAAUAAAUUAUUAAUAACGUUACCCAGAUCCCAAAUUGAUUUAGAAAUUACUCAAUCGAUAUCUCAAUUAUCUUCCAAAUCUGCAAGUAAUAGCACCACUGGUUUUGUUUGUUGGCAAGUAUCUGUAUUGUUUGCUGAUUGGAUAUUAUCAUCGCCUAAUUGUCCUUUCAAAUUAAAUGAACAAGAUAUCGUUUUUGAAUUGGGGUCAGGGAUUGGAGGAAUAUGUGCUUCAACCAUACUGAAAAAAGUUGAUCAUUUCAUUGGUUCUGAUCAAAAGCAUAUUUUAAAACUUUUAAAGGAAAACAUUGAAAACAACUCUUCAGAUUUUAUCAGUUCUACAAUCGACUCCAACUCGAACUCAACAAAUUCAAGUAAGCAUAUUAAUGUGGUCGAGUUUGAUUGGGAACAGCCAGAAUAUGGGAUUCACAAUCUCCAUAAAGUAGUUACUCGGCCACCUGAUUUGAUCAUAGCUUGUGAUACAAUUUACAAUGAGUAUCUAAUUAAACCAUUUAUCAAAUCAUUAAAAACUUUACUUGGUUUAAAAUCAGUUGCGUUAAUCGCCGUACAAUUGAGAGAUGCAAUAACUUUGGAAAGUUUUGUUACAGCAUUGAUAAAUGAUGAUGAGAUACUGUCAUAUACUGUCCUGGAGCAAUAUUUGAGUGAUGAAUUGCGACGAGGUUUUCAAAUUUAUUGUAUUGAACGAAUUCAGGAUAAACAUUCCAAAGUGUAG